AUGCCAUUACCAGGCCAGUCUGGCUCUCUUCCCCCAUCGACUGACACCGGAGCGCAUGCCGAACCGGGGCCCUCGGCAGCCGGUGGAGCUUCUACGCAAAGCAAACCCAUUCGGCUGGCUCUUGCUUGUAACCAGUGUCGAAAGCGCAAGGUUCGCUGUGAUGCCCAGCAGCCGAAAUGUCGAAAUUGCAGGCUCAGAGGGGAUUUGUGUAAAACGUCAGAUCCCCGAAAGCCCGACAACUCUUCUGCUGUCCGCCGCCGAGCCACCAAACGCUGGCAACCGAAGGCUCGGCAAGAGGUGGCCCUGACCCUCGCACCAGUCCAUCGUUCGCCAGCCACGGUUAGCCCAGCUCUGGCUGCUCUAGAUGUCGUGAGCUCCAUCAAUUCCGUAUUGAAUCCGACCGUGCCUGCAGCACAUAGUCAUGUGGAUCAAGCUUCGCCGGAUGUUGGGCGUAUCGCGAAAAAUUCCGCCAUACCCGGAGCGUCAGCGAGCCCGGCCGUCUCUACGCGUACGAAUCAAACUGAUAGGCUAGGAGAAGAUCAUUUUUCAUGGCAAUCCAGGGCAUACCAGGAGAGCACUGCUGCUCACAUGCAAGAAGCUGCACCGGGGCAUGAUAUCACUACACGGGUCGCGGCUGAAAUACCCGUGACACCAGAAGACGAUGUCAACGCGGAUAGUUCUGGCAGAAUCAAGCACCUUGGCGCCAGUAGUGUGCACUGCCUCUUCAACUUUAUCGAUCUUCACCUGGCAAGGUACGGCUUUAGCCCGGCCGCACCACUACUUGGACAUGGAGUACCUACUGAGGAGUUUCCUAUGCCUCUCAUACCGAAGCUACCGCUUUUGCCGGACCGUCAAAGCCUGUCCACGUACGUGGACGCCUUCUUCUCGCGAUUGUGGCCAAUCUUCCCAGUUAUCGACAAAGUAAAUUUUGAAACAGAUAUUAGCACCAUUGAAACUUUACAGGCAGCCGGCCACGAAAUCUGGCAGGAAAAAGCUAAUCUUACUCAUGUACCUUCCCUUGCUUCCGCCUACGCAGUCAUCUCACUUGGCAUGAAUGAGACAUCCGACGAUCUAGACUUGAGCUUCGAAUAUCUAACAGCUAGCCACAGUCUCCAUGGACAUCUGACAGCCAUACCUCAUUUCAAAAGCGUUCAAUCCCUGUUUCUGUUAUGUCUUGCACUGAGGGCUGUUGCAAACGAUAGCCAAGCGUGGCAAAUCAUUGGCCACGCAGUCCGAAUGGCCCAAUCUAUUGGACUUCACAAAUUAGACGCGCCUUUUUCUGCAGAAGGCCCCACGCUUGGUUCCGAUCCAGAAUCCCUGCAUCAACGUCUUUGGUGGUCCUGUUUUGCUUUAGAAAAGCUCACGCAGCUAGAAUGUGGAAGACCAUCUAUUCUAGACAGACGCUAUGACUCACUCCAAUUCUACUUUCCCGUCGGCGAUAUACCGGGUCAGCCUGUCCCAUACUUCAGAGCAUGGAUCGCAUUAAGUAGUAUUAUGGGUCGGAUAUCCAACCGUCUAUACUCACACAGGUUCCUGGGGGGAUCUGCUGAGAUGCUCGGCGAGGUCAUGAGGCUAGACCAGGAGCUGCUGGAGUGGGCAGAAUCACUUCCAGCUUUGCUCAAGCCUUGGAACACGUCUACGGAUUAUGCCACGCUUGAGUGCAGGAUUGUUUCGACGUUUCUUUCCCAGCAAUACUAUCACUCACAGCUCAGUGUUAUGCGUUUUGCGAUCAUUUUCCCACAGAAAAGCAUCGAAAUUGAAGUGAUGAAGAACAAGGACAAGCUACCAAGCCAUUCUCGGCUCUUAGAUGGCGCUUCAAUCUGUGCCAGUGCGGCGAGAUCAAUAGUGACACAGUCGCUUCAAUUAGCUGACAUUGGUUUACGAUCCACCCUUCUCGCAGCCCCUCCUACUUAUCUGGCCGCAGUUGUCCUUGCACUUAGUGCUCUAAGGCAGCCUCACAGCAGACUUGUCAGGUCCGAUGUUGAGCUGCUGGCCUCUGCCACCGAGUUUGUAGAAGCCUGGUAUGUCCAUCGGGGAUUGGGCCAUGCCUUUACCCAGACCUGUACUCAGCUGCGGGAACGAGUGAUUUCCAUCUUUCAGCGGCCCGAUGGUAGCAUUCGAAGACUUACCAUGGAAAGCUCAGCUGGUUAUUGGGCCCAGCCAAUCUCGGGGCGGCACCAGCAGCCGGGCGUCACAGGAUCGAAUGACCAUUCAUUACUCUCGGGUGACCAGGCUCCACGACGAAGCUCCCAAGCUUUAGAAGAGACAGAUGUAGCCAAUCACAGUGUCGAUCUUUUUGGGAACUUUGAUUUUGAAGACUUGUGGACUAUGACAGACUUGGGCUUCAGGGCUUAUGACGAGAAUUCAUCCAUUGCGAACGUGGUGCCGUUUCAAGCUUAG
Molecule: messenger RNA, 2400 nt
Organism: Penicillium arizonense
Lineage: Eukaryota; Fungi; Ascomycota; Eurotiomycetes; Eurotiales; Aspergillaceae
Exons: 3
Coding region: 1-2400 (799 amino acids)
Biological process (GO): DNA-templated transcription; regulation of DNA-templated transcription
Molecular function (GO): DNA binding; zinc ion binding; DNA-binding transcription factor activity, RNA polymerase II-specific
Source: RefSeq, a predicted model, not a curated record